This is a messenger RNA of Caenorhabditis auriculariae, 7137 nucleotides long. The record is from the annotation of a GenBank genome assembly. Lineage: Eukaryota; Metazoa; Nematoda; Chromadorea; Rhabditida; Rhabditidae.
AUGGAAGCCGAUCACAAAGCUUUCGCGAUCAAAGACUUGGUCGAUGAUCUGCUCACUGAAGCUGAUGGAUUUGAAUCCUACAUGUUCAAGGUUAUUUUCUAAUCUUUUUUCCAUAAUCUUGAGAGAACGAAAUAGUAAGAAUUUUCUCUUGGACGUCAUUUCAGUGUAAAUUGUAUUAUAUAUUUAUUUUUUUGAAGGUCGGUUCCUACAACGCGGCGGUGGGAGCCCCGUUCCAACUGCCCUAUGAGAAUGAUACGAUGGCGUUGCUCAUUUUAAGCACCCCUGACAUGUUCGACGUCUCCUUCCGCAAGUGGAUCGUCGGCAAGUCUCAGAAGGUUCCUCUUUUAUCGAUUUUUCAAGGAAAGAAAAAUGUAUUUUUAGCCAUAUUGAAGUACAGCAAUCUUUUGAUAAUACCAGAUAAUUUGAAAUUAUUGAGUAUGUCGAACUUUUGAACUUGAAAUUUGAGAGUUUGUUUUUUGGAAAAUUAUAUCUUUAAAUUUUGAUUCCUUCCAAAAAAGGUUGUCUUGAUACCCUGUGGAGAUGAAUAUAAAAUUUUAAGUUUGACACAUUCGAAGAAAUGGAAGACAGCAUCUCCUCACCCAUCCAAUCAUUUCUCGACGAUCGACUUUACUCCGUUCAAGAGGUUGGAAUUUGUGAAAUUCAGGAAAAAAAUUCAAAAAUUCAGGAUUUGUGAAAUUCAGGAAUUCAGGAAUUCAGAAAAUUCAGGAAAAGAAAUUGAAAAAAUACAGGAAGAAAUUUGCGAGAAUCACGGUUAACCCUUUGGAAAUAAAGAUUUUACGUUUCAUGACCUUUUUUCAACUUUUUUUUUUAGGAAUUCUCAAAAAGUUCUAACCAUACAUGGACAGACCAUUUUUUUAAAGGCCGCCGACCCUUCCUCCCAAGUAAAAAUUAAAUUUAUGACUCCAUUCGUGAUGCUAAAACUUGUAUUAUUGGGGCCAAAACUACGUCCCUGGAAUCGAAAAUUCAUCUUACCCUGAUUUUUCAUUUUUUGUAAGUCAACCCCUCCUCCCGGACUGAAUGAGUUUCGAACUUGCCCAUCUAUGGUUCUAACUAACUUGUUUCCAAGUUGAAGUUUGUGGUCGUGGAAUGGAGUGGUUAUAAAGAUGAACUUUUGGUUCAGAAGCUCAAAGAGAUUGAUGCGAACCACGAACUCAUCCACGACUACUCGAUGACGCCCCAACGUCGCCCCCGUAUUCUGAUGCAAACUUGUGGUCAUGUUGCCGGUUCGUCUGAUUUUUCAGCUUUUGGGCCUCGUCGCGGCUUGCGAAUCAGUCAUAUUUUAGCCGAUUUUUGAACUUUUCUGUCUCAAAAUGUCUUUCAAAGACUUCGAAGCGUUGAUCAAGUGAUCAGACAUUCUUAUCCCCAAAAAAUUAUGAUCAUUUAACCUUGGGAUAAAAAGUAAAGUCUCGAAAUUUGGGACUAAUAUGGGCUCGGGGCCGGCUCCGCGCAGCCCUGAAACCCUUAAAAUAUUCCUAGACGCCCUGGUCGCACUUAGAAUGGCUGAAAGUUGCGGCCAUGUUAAACUACUCUAAUGCCCCUCGUGCAAGUCGUUUCGGGUCGGACGCGCUUUGAGGCAACCCGUGUCGCGACCGCUACGCGUCUAGCCAUUCUAUGCGCGACCCUGAAGCUUUCCAAGCUUCUAGAUUUCCAAGCUCUACCGAAAUAUGUCUUUGAUUCGCUGAUCGCGCCUUUUUUUCCACAGUUUCACGACGAUAUUCAUUAGAGUAAACUUCCAAAGUUCUCAAAAAUAAAUCUUCAAGGCGCCGCCUUCUACUAUCAGCCCGCACAUGUCAACGACGAAGAAUGGCCACCCCGGGGGAAAAUGGGACCAAAUUUGGUACGUUCCCAAAAUCUCAGAAUUGUUUUGAGUUUUCCCAUUCAGAAAUUCAUUGGUUUGAGCCUUCACCCCGUCUUCGGCGGACAUUUUGCAUUCCGGUCUGUUUUCAUUUUCCCAAAUGUCAAGAUCCCCCAGUUUGAGGUUUGAGUGACCUUUUGGAAGGUUUAAUGAAGGGUUUUUUCUAGGAAUCUGUACCUCGAUCCUUGCUUUCUAGCCUGAAUGAAGUUAGGACCGCCCUGGAGAAGUUCAACUACAGUUGGAAGGACUCCGGCUUUCGGUAGAGCUUCUAAACCAUUUUUUGUGAAGUUUAAAAGUUUUCAGUGAUUUUGGCGGCCCAAAAAGACGUUAUUCCCCGACGCAGAUGGAAUUUUUCGGUCGGCCAGUUUCUGAACGAUGGGAGGUUGGUUAUUUCCUGGGAAUAUACCGUAGUGGCCACUUAAGAGGUUCCGCAAGGAAUCCGUGGAGAGGACACUAAAGUGGCAACUUCUGUAGAAGCCGCUGUUUUGCGUCUUAGUGGCCGCUAUAGUAUUUUCAAUAGCCUAGUAGUACCACUUAGACUUCUGAAGAUGUCAUUAAAUUUUAUCCAUUUAAAUGGCCACUAAAUCGACUACUAUAGUGGCCACUGGAACUUCAAAACUCUAAAUUGACCAAUAAAAGUUUCCCAUGAAUUGAAAAAAUAGAAGAGGGCUAUUUUUUUAUGGAGAAAAAGUUGAUAAUUUUUUUAAAAAAAGAAAAACGGAAAAGUUUAAAGUAAAAAUAAGGUUUGCUAUUUUUCUUUCUGAGAAAAACCGCAAAAAAAAAUUAGGAAAAAUAUUGCUGAGAAGCGGUUUUUUUCGGGCGGAAAUUUGCUCCACUGAUAAAUCUCAAAUCUUGAUGUUUAUUGUGGGAACAGAGGGGCUAGAUGGAAAAUUUUGCGUAUAAGUGGCUGAUUUUUGGAGUAAAUAAUGCUCCAUGGAUAAAUUUUGACUCUAAAGAUUUUUCGACGGUUUUUUUUUCUCUUUUCUGUAAAUAUACUCGAAAAUCUUUGAAUAAUGCCCCAGAGAUUCCAAUUUCUCUCGCAAGGUCCCAGAAGAAAACUGAAAUCGAGAGAAAAAAAAGGGCCAACUGAAUUGGAUUAGAAGUUCGCCGCAGAAAAUCGCGUUUCCUUUUUUUCCGUUUUAAAUUGAAGCUCUUGGAUUUCCAGGUACUCCGGAGGUGGAUUGAACAGCCGCAAGACGUUCUGAACUUUUUAAUUUUUUUUUUUAAUGAAUCAAAAUUUCCUUGUUCUUUCUCCUACUAACCUCAUGAAGACAUUUUUCACUAUUCUUCUGAAGUUUUGAAAAUUCAAUUUUUUUCUGGUCGCACGUGGAAUGGCUGAAUUUUUGAAUCAAGUCUAGAGAUUUUUAAUUUUUUUCAUAAUUCAUUCAUCGCUUUUUUUCAAAUUGAAAUUAUUUCGCUGGAAAAUUUCGUUUCACUUGUGGUCCAUGCGCCUUUAAUUUUUUUAAUAAUGUUCAGGGAUUUUUUUCAAUUUUUUUAAUGUUAAAAAAAUGAAAAACGUAGUCGAAAAAUAUAUGAGAAAAUUAAGUCAUCAAAAUUGUCUAAAUACGAGGCGAAUGAGGUUUUGAAGCGAAAAUCUGUUUCAAAUUUUUUCAAGACACUGGUGAAUGGACUUUGAAAUUGACUCUCUGAUUUGCUCUAUUUUUUCUCCAUUUUCUCGCUUCCCAGACUUUAAAGCAUGCAUAAACUGUAUGAAAAAACGUGUCUUUCCUUGUUUAUUGUCUUUUUUUGCCAUUGAGAUUGUCUCCCGAUGAAUUUUGUCUAGUUUUUUUUCGGGUUUUCUUUUAUUUUGAAGCCGUUUUUCUUUGUAAAUUGCACUUGCUCAUCAUUUCAUCGAACAGAAAUCUCAUUUUCCCUGUUUUUUGGCAUCUUUCUGAUUGCUCAAAUCAUAUCAUUUUCCGUGUGUGAUAAUUAUUCAGUUACGGAUUUCUUCCAUUCGGUUGUCAGAUAGUAGUUUUUGGGAUAGAUUUUAGGUGACCACUUUUUUUGUUAAAUAUAAAAAGUUUCCUCGUUAUUUUUUUGCUGUUUCUUUGUUUUUAUCGUGGCAAAAGACCCAGAAAUUUCACCUUUUAAAAAUUAACAUAUAUAAAAGUCGGUUUUAAGCCGAUUAUACAAGUAGCAAUAUCGAAAUUAUGCGCAACAUCGUCGUGUGUGUCACUAUUUUCACGGCGAUGAAUGCAGGAGGCCCGUCGCUCAGGUAUUAUUUUGGGUCUUCAGACGAUUUUAAAGGCGCAGCAGCUUCGAGCUUUAAUCUGAGAACCUUCAGUUCAAAUUGCGAGAAUUUUGAUAAAUUCGUUAGUAUUCAAAUAUUUUGAAGACGUGGGACAGGCGAUGAAUAAGAAUUAUGAUAAUUUCGCUAUGGAGCGCAUUUUCUCUACUUAAAAUGUUUUUUUCAAGGCUAUUUUUUUAGUUGUUGUAAUGGCGUUUUUUUAAGUUUAUUUUUUUGGGUUCGGAAUCCUACAAAAAAUUUUUUUCACAAAAUAAAAGUUUCAUUUUGACUCGAAAAUCUUGUUUCAAAAACGAAUUUUAUUGAAUAUAUGCUCAUAAAAUGUGUUUUUCCAAGAAAAAACCGUCAACCUGCUUUCUAACUCGUCCAAAAUAAUUCCAAUGCUUUUCCAACAGUUGAGAAAAAAACCUAUUUACAAACACGGCUGACGAAUUUUUCGCCGGUUUUCGUGUUUGUCCUCGGCCAACCCGGACGUUAUCUUUUUUCCCUGGCAAACGGCCAAAAUUUCGUUUCUAUAAAAAUAAGGUUUCAUUCUCUGCUCUUCCAGUCGGAAAACAUGUCGAAAAGGGUUCGAGGUACGAUUUUUUAAAUUUUGCUGUUGGGAAAAAAAAAUUCGAUGCUUGGUUAGUUGAUCAUAGAUUGGAACUUGUAAAUAGGAUGAGAAGUUGGGAAAACAAAGAAUUUCUGCGAAAAUUCGCUUUUUUUUUGAUUUUUCACUGUUAUCAUGAACUUAGUUUAGAAAAUUUAAAAGUUUUAAUUUUUUUUUCUGGAUUUUUUCAAACCUUUUCCUGGGCCUUUUCAAUUUUAUGUGAUCCUAAGAUAGCUUGAUUUUACAUUUUUUGCCAAUCUGUUAGGAAAUUUAAAGGAUCAGCCACAUUUUCGAGCAAUUGGUGUUGAAACGAUUCAAGGAAAAUCAUGGAAACGUUGUCGUUCAUGAAAAUUUUUAUCAUCGUAAAGCUGACCAUGAAAUAAGAAUUUGCUCCCAGAUUUGAAAGGCGCAGAGCACGUCUAAAAAACUUAAAGGCGCAGAGCAUUGUCAGAAAAAUUUCGUAUCCAUGAAGAUAACUUGAAGCUCCACCAUGCGCCUUUCAAUUUGCUUAUUCAUUUUUGGCGCUCGAAAAGACUUUCUUUAAUGUUGAUAAAAGCGACGGCGAGACUAAAAUAUCCGGAUAAACACACUUCACCUCGAGACCUUUUUUAAAAUCCGUUUAUGCUCCUUUAAACAGAUUUUCAAAAAAAGACAUUCUAGGACGCCGACGUCGUAUGGUAACAAGGCUGCUUGGUGUUUGCGUUGAGAGUCUUUGCCUCGGGAGAAGAUGUGAAGAAUCGGAAGACGAUGACGACGAGAGCGACGACUUCAAGGCUUCUUUCAAGGUACAGUCCAAUCACGAAAGAUUUCGAGCCGUAAAUGGGAUUGACUCGCCUCGGAACUAUAGCUGACUCACGGAUAACUUGGAACCAGAGAGGGCGUGGCCUGUCUGCGGCCUACACCAACCAAGCACUGUCUUUUUUUUUCCAAAAGCGUGCCAGGACCCUUUUUCAAUGGCUCAAUCUAGGCGUGGGUCAGCUUCACGACAUUUGUCUAGUAACCAGGCGAUCGAAUACUUAGUUCGCUAGAGUGCAUUUGCUGGACUUAAAAGCUUAUCAGAGUUAGAUUCGGCCGCUCAGGUGCAGUAGAAACCAGAAAAAACUAAGAUAAACCAGAAAAAUUGAACGGGAGAAACGGGAAUAGAACAUUUUUUUAAAAAAUGAAAUGAAGGAUCAUGUGGCCUACGGAGACCUGACUUAAAAUUUCUAUGAUUGGUUUUUUAUGGCUUUAGUGAUCACUUUAGAGUUGACUUGGAGUAAGUGGUGAUUUUUUUAAGUGUUACAGGAAAAAAUCAAAAAGUUUAGAACUUUUUUUACUUUUUGUGAAGCUUGAUCAUUUUUUUAAAAAAAUUUUUCCCUGCAAAAAAAGAGAAAAAGUUGAUGAAAUACUCUACUCAAUACUGGCUUCGAAAAAAAAAUAUGCGGGAAUGACAAUUUUCGUUAGAAAAAAUACCUAGAUUCUGAAGAUUAAAACAAUUUUUUUACUUCUCCUUUUUUUAUAAAUUUUGUUCAAUUUUGAUCGCCUUGGUUGAGAAAAACAACGAAAAAAGCUGUCUGGAAGUUAUCAGGUUCAUAUUUUUGUUUACAUUUGUUCGAAACCAGUGGGAAAAAACCGAAAUUAUAGGAAAAAAUGUUUUUGAUCAACAUCGAAAAGCGACACGGUUUUCCCUCAUUUUUCUCCUUCCACGUUCCCAAAAAAAUUUAUUCUUUCUUUUUCCUAUUUUGUCAUUUCCACAGUGGUUUCUACUAUUCGUUUUUUUCAUUUAUUUUUAUGAGAUUGUGAGCUCAAAAAAACAGAAAGAAGAAGGAAAAAGCUCAGAGGAUGUGUCCAAAAUGAUGGUUUGAAUGGCUACCCAUUUCCGCCCAUUUUUUCUCGCCCUUUUCGACUGAGUUUGUUGGAGUCUCUUAGCUCAAUUUCAAGCCGAAGUUUCAUUUUCUUUUUCACUUUUGGCAUGAAUCAUUUUUUAAAAAUAUUUUCCCUUAAGUAUCUACUUGGUUUCUCAGUACUUCAAUUUUUUCUUAUCAGCCCCUGGAGCAAAUUUUUUACCUUUUGGAGCUAUUUUUGCUGUUGAUUUUCUAUUUUAUGUCUCAAUUUUAAUUUAGAAGAUUGAUAUAACGGUUUUAGAAAAAAAUUUUAAUAGGAAAAAUCAACUUUGCGCUAAAAUUUAGUCAUUUUUUUGUAACUUUGACUUUGAGGCGUCUUAUCCCAAAAACCAGGAUUUUUCGCAAGUUGAAACUUUCAGAAUCUUCUUCUGGUACAUCAAGAAAUGUUCGGACAAAUUUCUAGAAAAAUCGAAAUUUUUCGAUAAGGUGAGGCAGGCUUGUGCGAGAGCCGGCCCGUCAACCUCUCGGCCCCUCGGCCACUUCCCAAGCCCGGCCCGGCCCGGCCCUAAGGAGGCCUCAGGCAAAAAUGGCCGGCCCGGUCUAA